AUGAAAAGAACUCUGGAAGAGAUGGAGAAUGAGGCACCUUCUGAUGACAAAAUAAUGCCCCUUGAUGAUCCCAAACCAGCUUCGGUUGAGCCGAACUCUCCUCACCAUGAUCCAAAAUCACCUUCUGGUGAGCCAAAAUUGCCUGAUGAGGAUCCAGAGUCAUCUUCUGGUGAGCCAAGAUUGCCUGAUGAGGAUCCAGAGUCAUCUUCUGGUGAAAGAAAGAGGAGUUUUGAUGAAUCAUUGGUGGAAGCUCAAUUGGCUAUUGAAGAGGAACUUAAGAAAGCUGGAGAAAAUGCAGCCUCUCUAAUUGCUGAAAGCGAGUCUAAAACAGCUACUGCAGCAGAGGAAGUCCAGGAGAAUGAAAGAAUCCAAAAAUUGUGUGAAGAAAAUGAUGUAGUCCUACAGUUUGCAGAAGCUCUUCUGAAGCAGGUACAAGAAAGUGAUACCAAAUCCGUUCGCUGGAAGUGA
Messenger RNA from Vicia faba (fava bean), 468 nucleotides. The record is from the annotation of a GenBank genome assembly. NCBI's taxonomy places the organism in Eukaryota, Viridiplantae, Streptophyta, Magnoliopsida, Fabales, Fabaceae.